AGGACCGAGCGGUCUGGACUCAUGUGGACCUGAGCCCUCACCGGAUCAGCCGCCGCACGCUGUGGCACCUGGUGCGGCACCGCCUCCCCGACAGCCUGUGCACGCUGCGGAUGCGGGGCGCGCCGCGCUCCGGCGGCAAGCAGCGGCUCCUGUCGCCGGCGCUGCUGGCCGCCCUUCGGAAGCGCUGCCCGCAGCUCCACCGGCUGUGCCUGACCGAGACCGACCUCCGCCAUGUCCCCUACGAGAGCAUGCCCGCCUCUGUCACCACGCUGGAGCUGAGCCUCUGCGACAUCCCCGACGCUUGGUUCUGCGUCUCCCCUUCGGUGCCACCACCGCAGGUACAACACCUCGCUAUCCACAGCGUUCCCACCUUUUCUGACCAUCAUCUUCUUGACAUUUCCUCACAGAACCGCUUGAAGACACUGAGCCUUUGCGGCACCUACCGCAUCACUGAUAGGGGGAUCCAAGCAGCAGCUCCACACCUGGAAGAGCUCGAACGCCUGACUCUGCGGCACUGCAUCAUCGGUGAUGCCGCCAUGGUGUUCAUCGGGCGCCACAUGAAGCAGCUCCGCUACCUGGAGAUCAGCAACGCCUACUUCCUCACAAACAGGGGGCUGGUCGCUAUCGUGACCCUGGAGCACCUGGAGACCCUGUGCCUUGACCUCUAUGAUUUGGUCUCCCUUGGUACUGUUAUCGCUCUGUUGCAAGUGCUGCCUCGCCUGAACCACCUCAAAUUAGGUGGAACUUGCUUUGAAGAUGAACUCCUCGAUAAAAUUCAGGAGAAUUUUCCACAUUGCACCAUAUCUCACACUCCAUGACCACCUGAAGUGCUAUUCUUCCUUAGUACACCUGAAGUGCUCCUUUUUUCUUUUAAAGCCUAUUUUUCUGUACAUAGCUUUGUGACAGAAUUCCCAUUGGCCUUAAAAUAUUACUUUUUAUCAUAUAAAUAUAGUAAAGAGCUUGUAAUUCACAUGACAAGCUUGUUAACAAGCUUUUUGUAGGAUUCCCUCCUCCUUGUUUUCCAUGGAUCAGAGGAAUAGGAAAGCACACCCAGACUUUAGGAACCCCACUGACCAAAAACUGGCUGGGGCGAUGACAAGUUUAAGCUCUGUUUUCUCCUCUUUCUCCGCUGACAAGGAUUAGGCAGAGCUUAAUGAGUGCAGAAUUCAAGGAGUAAAGUGAGGCAUCCUUCUGUCACAGAAAAACCAGACCUAGCAGCCAGAACCUCACCAUUCCUUCUCCUUUCCUUCAAAUUCAGAUCUUCAGGUCAGACUGGUCAUGAGGAUUCCUGAACACCUGGUCCCAAGAGCCAGACAUCCCUUUUGCCCCCAGGCAUUGCUGAGGUUACCUCUGGGUUUUGCUGGUAACCUCCACAUUUUCUCAUCAUCUUUUACCGUCUGCAUUCACAUACUCUUCCUCCCCCAUUCCCCAAUAUCCUAACACCAUAAAACCACCUAAAUGUUAUUAAUUUUUAGUCUAUAUUUUAAAGCAAAUAUUGUAUUUAUUUUUAAAAUCUUGC
Ficedula albicollis (Collared flycatcher) is the source of this 1519-nucleotide messenger RNA. RefSeq names its product F-box and leucine-rich repeat protein 12 (gene FBXL12). Gene Ontology annotation, biological process: SCF-dependent proteasomal ubiquitin-dependent protein catabolic process. Gene Ontology annotation, cellular component: SCF ubiquitin ligase complex. Bases 111 to 818 code for a protein of 235 amino acids. The transcript is spliced from 2 exons. The record is from RefSeq and is a predicted model, not a curated record. Lineage: Eukaryota; Metazoa; Chordata; Aves; Passeriformes; Muscicapidae.